Molecule: messenger RNA, 540 nt
Organism: Coregonus sp. 'balchen'
Lineage: Eukaryota; Metazoa; Chordata; Actinopteri; Salmoniformes; Salmonidae
Source: the annotation of a GenBank genome assembly
AUGUGGUCCUUUUUUGACACACUCUUAUUUCUUGGUUUUCUCCCCCAGCUGUUUUACAAUGAGGAGUUUGACUGUCACACUCCUCAAGACCGGCUUGCCCUGGGCUAUGAGAAAGGAUUAACUGAUCGCAAACCCGCAACUGCCAAAGCUCUGCUGGCCACCACUGACAAGAUACCACCAGGUCGGUGCUUUGAGAAUAGCUCUUAAUUUGAAAUGGUUGUUUACAGAGGGAUGUCCCAAAUAGAAAUGAUGGUAACCUACAGGUUGUGUCUGUUGUAUUGAACAGUGUACCAUAUAAUUCUUCAGAAAAUAUAAAAUAGUUUGAGACAGCUUAGUGAUGAGCUUUUCUCUCGUCCUCUCUGGUUCUGUAGAGGACCCAAAAGCCCCACCCUGGAGUACAGCUGGCAGUUUGUUGGGGUUCUUGACUACAACCAGGAGAAAGGGUUUUGUCUGGUCCAGAAGGCCAACAGGAAUGGCAGAGUGAGGGAUGCCAAGGGAAAACCAGUCCUUAAUGGAGGACAGAGAACUAAAGGCAAUUAA